Sciurus carolinensis (gray squirrel) is the source of this 1539-nucleotide messenger RNA. RefSeq names its product mab-21 like 2 (gene Mab21l2). NCBI's taxonomy places the organism in Eukaryota, Metazoa, Chordata, Mammalia, Rodentia, Sciuridae. The record is from RefSeq and is a predicted model, not a curated record. The transcript has a single exon. The coding region runs from base 221 to 1300 and encodes 359 amino acids.
GAAAAAAGACAAAAGACAAAAAAAAAAAAAAAAAAAAAAAAAAACCAAGCCGGCUACAGCAUCAGCCGGUCAUCCCAGGUGGAAAGCCACAGUGCAAGUGGGGCUUAAGGGGGAGCGCACCGCCUCUUUCGAAAGCCGCAGGGCCACCACUAGUGUGUGAGCCUUGGAUCCCUCAACGUAUUGCGAGACGCCGGUGUACAGCCCGGACCUGUGCCCCAACAUGAUCGCCGCUCAGGCCAAGCUGGUUUACCAGCUCAAUAAAUACUAUACUGAGCGCUGCCAGGCACGUAAGGCGGCCAUCGCCAAGACCAUCCGAGAGGUCUGUAAGGUGGUCUCGGACGUGCUAAAGGAGGUGGAGGUGCAGGAGCCUCGCUUCAUCAGCUCUCUGAGCGAGAUCGAUGCUCGCUAUGAGGGGCUCGAGGUCAUCUCGCCCACCGAAUUCGAGGUGGUGCUCUACCUAAACCAGAUGGGCGUCUUCAACUUUGUGGACGACGGCUCGCUGCCGGGCUGCGCGGUGCUCAAAUUGAGUGAUGGGCGGAAGCGGAGCAUGUCUCUCUGGGUCGAGUUCAUCACGGCGUCCGGCUACCUCUCUGCGCGCAAGAUUCGCUCGCGUUUCCAGACGCUGGUCGCCCAGGCAGUAGACAAGUGCAGCUACCGGGACGUGGUCAAGAUGAUCGCCGAUACCAGCGAGGUCAAGCUGCGCAUCAGGGAACGCUAUGUGGUACAAAUCACGCCGGCGUUCAAGUGCACCGGGAUCUGGCCUCGCAGCGCGGCACAGUGGCCUAUGCCCCACAUUCCCUGGCCUGGCCCCAAUCGGGUGGCGGAGGUCAAGGCCGAAGGGUUCAACUUGCUCUCCAAGGAGUGCUACUCGCUGACCGGCAAGCAGAGCUCGGCGGAGAGCGACGCCUGGGUGCUACAGUUCGGGGAGGCAGAGAACCGCCUUCUGAUGGGCGGCUGCCGAAACAAGUGUCUCUCAGUGCUCAAGACGCUGCGGGACCGCCACCUGGAGCUGCCCGGCCAGCCACUCAAUAACUACCACAUGAAGACGCUGCUGCUGUACGAGUGCGAGAAACACCCGCGGGAAACGGACUGGGACGAAGCGUGCCUGGGCGACCGGCUCAAUGGCAUCCUGCUGCAGCUCAUCUCCUGCCUGCAAUGCCGCCGCUGCCCGCACUACUUUCUGCCCAACCUCGACCUCUUUCAGGGCAAGCCACACUCGGCCCUGGAGAGCGCUGCCAAGCAGACCUGGAGGUUGGCCAGGGAAAUCCUCACCAAUCCCAAAAGCCUGGACAAACUAUAGGGUGCUGGGGACUGUUUGAAAAGCCACACAAACGGGCGUGCUCUCUCAUACACACACCCCACCACUCAGCGAUAAACAACGGAAACUCUGGACACAAACUUUUAUGUAAGUCACUUGAAACAAACAGGAAUCUGACUGAAGACCUUUCUUAAUUAAGAAGCAAACAAAGAGAGCAAACCAACCAAAAAAAAAAAAAAAAUCACAUUCUUGCACAAAAGUGAUCGUUUUCUUCCAAACAA